UUGUGGUCGCUCCUUGUCGAAGCAUAAAACCAGCCAAAAGCAUCACAAAUUACUGAGUAUCAAUAAAUUUCAUAGGUUAAAUAUGAAAGCAACGCUACUUUUAUUGAAAUAAAUCGUUAAUAAAUAUGACACCACUUGGAGGAACUGCUGAGGUUUCAAAACAAAUUAAUAUCAAUGGUAAAGUCUCUCCCUCAAAGCAAAAUGGUACCAGUAUAUUUGCUAAGCAAUUGGAGUUUAAGGGAAAGGUUUACAAGCUUAUGAUACAGAUUGAUAAGAUUAGAGCCAAACCUGGACCAAAAUGUAGAAAACCGGCGCUUCUGGCUGCCAGCAGACGCGAAAAGAUGGCAAAGAUUAUGGAAACUUUUGAUAAACAAUGUGGUGAUUAUUCCCCGGGAAAUAUAGCGAUAAAAACAAUUUCGAAACCUGUGAGGAUUGAGCCAGAGAGCAGUGAGAGCCAAUCAGACGGUAAAAUAAAAAAUCAGUGUCCAGUGUGUGAGGAGCAUCUGGAGCAUAUUGUGGCACUCUUUGAUCAUCAUAAAGAGAAGCAUUUCAUUUGUCAAUUUUGUGAUGCACCUUUUGUGUCGCAGACAGCUUGUGAUACUCACGAGAAUCUGCAUGAGAAUAACGAUCCAUUGUUUAUUUAUAAGUGCCAUUUAUGCAUGAAGAGUUACGACUGCACAAGGAAUCUCAAGAUUCAUCUCAAAGAGAGCCAUUGGGAGAUACUCGAUGUGGGGUGGAAACCUGACUCUGAACAGGUCAAAGGACUCAUUCAGAAACUCAUUUUUGAGUGCGGAAUUUGUAAUACAGCUGUAAGCCUCAAGAGUGAAAUCAUUUACAGAAAUCACAUGGCUCUCCAUCAAGGGAGUGUUCCGAAACCAACCGAGAAUUCUCCUGAGAAAAUUUCAGACAUGCACUUGAGUGAUCAACAGAAUCUCAAAUUGACAUGUGUAAUCUGCAGCCAGACCUUCAACACUCCAGAUGCCGCGGAAGCUCACACCUGUUCGUCUCACAAGUUGAAAAAAAAAUCUAAUGUCUGCUCCAUAUGCAAAAAAACAUUCAACGACUCUGAAUCCUGGAAUCAACAUCUCACCACUCACCUUCAACGUGCUCAUCAAUGCUCAGUGUGUAAAAAAUUAUUUGUCAAUCGCCAUACCUUUCUAGCUCACAUGAAAACGCAUCCCAGCCAUAAUUAAUUAAUAGUUAUCAUUGUCCAUUGAAAUUCAAGAACGUAACACGAUGGCCUAUAGUAUUUCAUCGAUCAUGGGAAUAUCUCGAGAAUGAAUGGCGUAUCGUUCGAGAGCAGAAUUCAAUUUUUAUUCUUUCGUAAUCUUGUAUGAAUUUCUGGCAGUAGUGAUACUCUUUUCAAUAUAGUCGGGAUGAUUCAGUCAUUUUAAUACUACGAUGCCACUUCUUUUGAUACUUUAUCCCAUACUAGAUGGUGUUUAUAAGUGUAUAUUAUGAAUUUUCUAUUCGCCGUCGCUACCAUAAUUUUCCCAUUUUAAAUCUGAAACUAUUCAAGGUUUGUGCAUUUUUUGAUUAUCUAUUCACUCGACGUUUCAUCAUUUUUGUAAUUAUUAAAUUGGUAUUUAAUAUUGUGGAAUUAAGAAUUGUGCUAUGUUCGACUGAAAAUCUUCUCAAUUAUGAUCC
Messenger RNA from Fopius arisanus, 1647 nucleotides. Its product is annotated as zinc finger protein Xfin. Gene Ontology annotation, molecular function: chromatin insulator sequence binding. The transcript has 3 exons. NCBI's taxonomy places the organism in Eukaryota, Metazoa, Arthropoda, Insecta, Hymenoptera, Braconidae. The record is from RefSeq and is a predicted model, not a curated record. The coding region runs from base 126 to 1193 and encodes 355 amino acids. Gene Ontology annotation, cellular component: chromosome. Gene Ontology annotation, biological process: regulation of transcription by RNA polymerase II.